AUGAUUAAAACAUGCAACAGACAUUCUUCUCAUUCAUUGAGAGGAAUGAGUCAAACAACUCUUUUUAAAUCGCCCUCAUCUUCGUCUUUAUUUAGGUCAACAUCGUCUUCUUCGCUUUAUAUUCCACCUCCUACAGCUUUAGUACGUAGUAUUUCUUCAUCAUCUAUUUUAUCUAAUUCUUCAAAUGCCUCCGUUACAUCACCGCUCUCGUACUCGACUAGUCGUGAAAAAUCAUAUUUUGCAGAAAGGUUGGAACCAGAGGAUUUGAACCCCAAUGUCGUUAAGGCUAAAUAUGCGGUUCGUGGUGCCAUUCCCUCAUACGCAGACAAAUUGAAGAUCCAAUUGUUGAAACAUCCAGGAACCUUGCCUUUUGAAUCAGUCAUCAAUUCUAAUAUCGGUAAUCCUCAACAACUGGGCCAAAAACCUUUGUCUUUUGGCAGACAAGUUCUUUCUAUUUUAGAAUAUCCUGCAUUAUUAGAUCAUGAAAGAACUCUGGUUGAUUCUAUGGGGUAUGCACCAGAUUCCAUAGAAAGAGCCAAGACUCUAUUGACAGACAUUGGAUCUAUAGGUGCUUAUUCCAAUUCUCAAGGUGUUCAUGGUAUUAGACAAACUGUGGCAGAUUUCAUUACUAAUCGUGAUGAUGGUGAAGUCGCUUAUCCAGAUGAUAUUUUCUUAACUGCUGGUGCCUCAUCUGCCGUUUCUACCAUUUUGUCCAUUCUAUGUAAAGGUCAACAAACGGGUGUUUUAAUUCCAAUUCCUCAGUAUCCGUUGUAUACCGCCACCUUAACUUUAAAUGAUGCCACAGCAUUACCUUAUUAUUUAGACGAGUCGAAUGGUUGGUCUACAGAUAUUAAUGAAAUUUCAAAAGUCGCACAAGAUUCAUUAGAAGCAGGUAUUAAACCUACUUGCCUUGUUGUGAUAAACCCAGGGAACCCAACAGGAUCCGUCUUAACUGUAGAAGCUAUUAAAAACGUUUUCGAUGUUGCUGCUAAAUAUGGGUUAGUAGUCAUUGCAGACGAAGUAUACCAAGAUAACAUCUUCCCAGGGUCUGAAUUCCAUUCGAUGAAAAAAAUUUUAAGAAUUUUACAAAAAGAAGUCCCCAAUAAAUAUGAUAAUAUCCAAUUAGCCUCUUUACAUUCAUGUUCAAAGGGUUUAUUAGGUGAAUGUGGUCAUAGAGGUGGUUAUUGUGAAUUUAUUGGAUUUACACCAGAAGUUAAACAAGUGAUAACAAAAUUAUCUUCAAUCUCUCUAUGUUCUUCAGUUAUUGGCCAAGCUCUUGUAGAUUUGAUGUGUUGUCCACCAAAGAAAGGUGAACCUUCUUAUGAAUUAGAUCAACAUGAAAGACAAACCAUUAGAACCAAUCAUAAGAAAAGAUCAAAUAAAUUGUAUGAGAUGUUCAAUUCAUUAGAAGGCGUUACUUGUCAAAAACCUCAAGGUGCCAUGUAUAUGUUCCCUAACAUUCAAUUACCUUUUAAUGCUAUAAAGAUGGCUCAAAAUUUGGAUAUAACACCAGAUGAAUUCUAUUGUAGAGAAUUAUUAAAGGCAACAGGUAUCUGUACUGUGCCAGGCUCAGGGUUUGGCCAACAACCAGGUACUUACCAUGUAAGAACCACCUUUUUAGCUCCAGGUGUUGAAUGGAUGAAAAGAUGGGAAAAAUUCCAUAUUGAAUUUUUUGAAAAGUAUCGCUAA
Messenger RNA from Henningerozyma blattae CBS 6284, 1689 nucleotides. RefSeq lists its product as uncharacterized. Gene Ontology annotation, biological process: biosynthetic process. Lineage: Eukaryota; Fungi; Ascomycota; Saccharomycetes; Saccharomycetales; Saccharomycetaceae. The coding region runs from base 1 to 1689 and encodes 562 amino acids. Gene Ontology annotation, molecular function: L-alanine:2-oxoglutarate transaminase activity; pyridoxal phosphate binding. The transcript has a single exon. The record is from RefSeq and is a predicted model, not a curated record.